Copidosoma floridanum is the source of this 1101-nucleotide messenger RNA. It is a transcript of the gene SRPK, whose product is annotated as SR splicing factor protein kinase. Lineage: Eukaryota; Metazoa; Arthropoda; Insecta; Hymenoptera; Encyrtidae. Gene Ontology annotation, molecular function: ATP binding; protein serine/threonine kinase activity. Gene Ontology annotation, cellular component: cytoplasm; nucleus. The record is from RefSeq and is a predicted model, not a curated record. Gene Ontology annotation, biological process: regulation of mRNA processing; peptidyl-serine phosphorylation; spliceosomal complex assembly.
UCCAGGUCGUCAUCACCAAGUCCGCGCGCGCGCUAACCGUGUAUACCCAUAACCCAAUAACCCAAUACCCAUACUCUUACUGCAACUAGGAAGUCCAACCGUCCGACCACCGACGACGGCGUCUAGAGAGUAUACUCUGCUCUGGCUGCGGGACAGAAGCUGCACCGGUGCCGUAGCCGCAGUUUCCACGGUGAAGGUGUACACACCACCACUGCGACCUUGUUGAUCAUGCGAGCUGCCGCCAAAUGUACGAAAACGGCCACGACGACGACUACUGCUAGCGAGUAGCGAGGCGGAGAAGGAGUAACCACUGCUGCUGUUGCUGGUGGUCGAGAAAGAUUCGGGAGCUGUUGCCGCCCAGGAGUCGAGGAAAGGAAAAGUCUAGUGGCGGAAUUGAGCUGCGGUGGUUACCGAAAGACGGAGGAGAAGCUGGAGACGGCUAAGGCUGUGGUCAACGACGACGACGACGACCACCAACACGAUAACAACGAGGAAGAGAAGGAGGCGGAAGAGGACAACGACGACGAAGACGCGGUGCAACUGUUGUUGCAACACCAAGUGGAGCAGCAGCUGCUCGUCGUCCUGGAGAUGAAUAAGACCGACGCAAACAGGCGCGUUCUGGCCAUACAGGCCAAAAAAAAGCGCCACAAGCCCAGCAAGCGCAAGGGCAGAGGUAGUGGUGGUGGUGGUGGUGGUACUGGUGCUGGCGCCGCUCCUGAGAGACAGCAGCAGGCACAAGGGGAUUCUGAGCAGAUGCAACAACAGCUCCUCAACAAACAGCCUAGUAAACAGGGACUAACCGUCUUCUCUAGGACUUCUUUGGAUUCAUCAUCAAAGUAUCCUCAGAGUGACAGGCAAUACUCCGGUGGCAAUGGCAACAGAUUAGAGCCGUCACACAGUUCGAGUAACGAAACGAUCGAGGACGAGGAAGAAGCUUACAGUAGCGAGGACGAUGAACAGGAGGAUAGUACCGAUUAUUGCAAGGGUGGCUACCACCCGGUUAAAAUAGGCGAUCUUUUCUUAAAUCGUUAUCACGUGACUAGAAAACUCGGCUGGGGACACUUCUCCACCGUCUGGCUGUGCUGGGACUUACAGGUAUGA